Truncatella angustata is the source of this 870-nucleotide messenger RNA. Its product is annotated as ubiquinone/menaquinone biosynthesis methyltransferase. Gene Ontology annotation, molecular function: methyltransferase activity. The record is from RefSeq and is a predicted model, not a curated record. Gene Ontology annotation, biological process: ubiquinone biosynthetic process. Lineage: Eukaryota; Fungi; Ascomycota; Sordariomycetes; Amphisphaeriales; Sporocadaceae. The coding region runs from base 1 to 870 and encodes 289 amino acids. The transcript has 3 exons.
AUGCACGUUGUUCGGGUGCAGCCCACGACUCCGGCCCCAAACAACACAACGCCUUCGUCCGACAGAACAACCCAUUUUGGAUUCGAGGAUGGAGUGUCCGAGGCAGAAAAGACGGAGCGUGUUGCGGGUGUCUUUCAUAGUGUCGCCGAGUCAUACGAUCGCAUGAAUGACCUCAUGUCGUUUGGAUGGCAUCGCGUGUGGAAAGAUCACUUCGUCAGCUCCCUGAACCCUGGCCUCUCGCCGCAUAACCCCCCGACCCCUCAAAAUAUACUCGACAUUGCUGGAGGCACGGGUGAUAUUGCCUUCCGCAUGCUUCACCACGCCCACCAAGUCAAUGCAAACCCGGACGUCCGCGUCACCAUUUCCGAUAUCAACACGUCUAUGUUAGCUGUUGGAAAGCAGCGGUCUCUUUCCCUUCCCGCCUCGCAACAAGCGGCCCUCUCUUUUCUGCCCGCCGACGCCACUGUGUUGCCCGAGUCGCUGAAACCGAAUUCGUUCGACCUGUACACAGUUGCCUUUGGUAUCCGGAACUUCAGCAACAUCCCGCAGGCGCUAAGGGAGGCAUACCGCGUUCUGAAGCCUGGUGGCGUGUUCGCCUGCCUCGAGUUCAGCAAGGUGGGCAACCCGCUCCUGAACGCCGUGUACAAGCGGUGGAGUUUCUCGGGCAUUCCGCUGGUUGGACAGCUGGUGGCUGGAGAUCGCGACAGCUACCAGUACCUGGUGGAGAGCAUCGAGCGGUUUCCCACGCAGGAGGAGUUUAGGAACAUGAUUGUGGAUGCUGGUUUUGUUGUUGGAGGCGAUGGCUAUGAGAAUCUGACGGGAGGCGUGGCGGCCAUACACAAGGGAAUGAAGCCGUUGGAUGCCAAAUAA